Sphaeramia orbicularis (orbiculate cardinalfish) is the source of this 1279-nucleotide messenger RNA. Its product is annotated as dnaJ homolog subfamily C member 5-like. The transcript has 5 exons. NCBI's taxonomy places the organism in Eukaryota, Metazoa, Chordata, Actinopteri, Kurtiformes, Apogonidae. The coding region runs from base 237 to 827 and encodes 196 amino acids. The record is from RefSeq and is a predicted model, not a curated record.
UGAGCGCCUCCCUCCCGCAGAGACCUCCCCUUGCCUCCCCUGGUCGCCAUGGAGACCUCCCUCCCUCCAUGUCCCACGGCAUCCAUGGGAGUGUGUCUGUAACCUGAUAGGGGCGUGGCGGCCGGCGGACACCUGAGCUGAGCGGCCUGCUGAAUGUUUGAUGGAGUCUGUCAGAGCUUCAGAAACACCUGAACGCAUCGAUCGGAAGAGUCGACCACACAGGUGAUGGUUUCAGGAUGUCUGAAGGGAGGCAGCGAACCUUGUCCACCUCUGGAGAGUCUCUGUAUCAGGUCCUGGGUCUGGAAAAAGGCUGCAGCCAUGAAGACAUCAAGAAGUCUUACAGGAAGCUGGCGUUGCGGUUCCAUCCAGACAAAAACCCAGACAACCCGGAGGCGGCGGAGAAGUUUAAGGAGCUGAACAGCGCCCACGCCGUUCUGUCUGACAACACCAAGAGGAACAUCUACGACUCGUAUGGGUCCCUGGGACUGUACGUGGCGCAGCAGUUUGGAGAAGACAACGUCAACACCUACUUCAUGUUGUCCACCUGGUGGGCCAAGGGUCUGUUUGCCGUCUGUGGGAUCCUGACCGGAUGUUACUGCUGCUGCUGCCUCUGCUGUUGCUGUAACUGCUGCUGUGGAAAGCUGAAGCCAACACCCACUGCCGAUGGAGCGGAGCAAGAGUACGUCUCCCCUGAUGACCUGGAGGAGGAGAUCCGCAACGAUGGAGACAACAAUGACAUUCCCAUCAUGCAACAGCCGACUAACGCCAGCGAGAAAACACAGCUGAUCGGCGACGGACAUCGCAGAUACGGAGACACCUACACAUGAAGUCAGCUGACAGGAAACGCAUCACUGCUUCAACGCCCAUGUGACAGUCUGCCACGGACCACCAUCAUCAUCAUCCUCAUCUUCAUUAGGGAUGGAUCAACGACACUGAAAUCACUUGUAUUCACCACAAAACCUCAUGGUCCUCAGAUCAGGUUUUAUUUAGUUUUAUGAGUUUAGUUUUUAUCCUCCUCCUCUGGGUCUAUAGUUUCAUAACACCUGACACCAGUUGGUCUGUGAUUGGUUGGACUUGAAGCAGUGAUGAUGAGGAGGGGGAGCUCAAAGCAGCAGAUCACACCGUUGUUCUCAUUAUAAAUCCAGGUUAGAUUUGAGCGUUAGUGUUUUCCUGUUUGUACAUAAUGUUUGUGUUUGUGUUUAUCUGUGUAUGAGGGACGUGAGGACGUGUCUUUAAUUGUGUGGGACAUAAUGAAGGGGACGUGUCUUAAUGUGUGGGG